AUGGACCUCAGAGCCUCUAUCUCCCUUCUGGUGCUGCUGCUUGGCCUGUCCAAGGCUCUGCCUUUCACAGCUGACAUUGAUGAAGAUGACUUUUUCCUAGAGGAGCCUGACAGUGUGGACUUGACCACACAGAUUUUGACUACCAACAAUGCUUCCAGUGAACUUCUAAUUGAGGGAGAUCUUGUGGUGCCAAAAACCAGGAAUGCUAUGGCUUGCUGGAACAGUAACUGCUUAUGGAGGAAGUCUGCUAAUGGGAAAGUUGAGGUGCCUUACAUAGUGAGCUCUGAUUUCUCUUAUUAUGAUGUGACAAAAAUGGAAAAAGCCAUGGCUACCUUCAGCAGUGAAACCUGUGUGCAGUUUGUUCCACGCUCAACUCAGGGUGACUACAUCAGCAUUGAGAACAAGGAUGGGUGCUACUCUUACCUUGGCAGGACAGGAGGCAGACAGGUGGUCUCUCUCUACAGGUACGGUUGUGUUUACCACGGCAUCAUUCAGCAUGAACUUCUCCACGCUCUGGGCUUCUACCAUGAGCAGUCCAGGAGUGACAGAGACCAGUAUGUGAGAAUCAACUGGGAAAAUAUCAGCUCAGCAACGGUUCGAAACUUCCAUAAACAAAACACCAACAACCUGGACACUCCAUAUGACUACUACUCUGUGAUGCAUUAUGGAAGCAAAACUUUCUCAGUCAACGGAUGGGAUACAAUCAGUACAAUUCCAAACCCAAAUGUGGCAAUCGGACAGAGACAUAGAAUGACUAAAACUGACAUCCUGAAGGUCAACAAACUGUAUGGCUGCUGUGAGUAUGACCUCAUGUAUAAAAGGAUUGUGAGAAACCGUAACUGGGAUUGCUGA
Sardina pilchardus (European sardine) is the source of this 852-nucleotide messenger RNA. Its product is annotated as hatching enzyme 1.2-like. Gene Ontology annotation, molecular function: zinc ion binding; metalloendopeptidase activity. The transcript has 7 exons. Gene Ontology annotation, biological process: proteolysis. Lineage: Eukaryota; Metazoa; Chordata; Actinopteri; Clupeiformes; Clupeidae. The coding region runs from base 1 to 852 and encodes 283 amino acids. The record is from RefSeq and is a predicted model, not a curated record.